Psylliodes chrysocephalus is the source of this 885-nucleotide messenger RNA. Lineage: Eukaryota; Metazoa; Arthropoda; Insecta; Coleoptera; Chrysomelidae. The record is from the annotation of a GenBank genome assembly.
AUGGCCGAUGUAAACAGGCAAAUGGAUUUUAUAGCUCGACACAUAGAAGUGAGAAAUAAGGGAAGAAAUACUACGAAAAAAGAAAAAAAUGGAUCAGAAAGCGAUAGUGGUGAUAAAGGAAAAGAAAAUUCAAGCAGACGUGCCUACUCCAAUUAUUAUUUCUUUACUAUAAACCUAGCAAAAACUUCAGUUUGCAAGCAAUUUUUCUUGAACACACUUUCUAUAAGCUCACAAGUUGUAAAAGCAGUUAUAAAGAAAACAGGAGUCCAUGAAACCGUAAACAAAGAUCUAAGAGGAAAGGUUUGUAAGAAUUCGCUGAUUGAGGAAGAUGUGAAGCAAAACAUACGAGACCAUAUUAAUUCUUUCGAGUUUAUUGAAAGUCAUUACUGUCGGACAAAUACUUCACGUUUAUAUUUACCUCCUAGCCUUAAUGUAUCAAAAAUGUAUUCCUUAUAUGAAGAGCACUGCAAAGAUAACAAUAUUAAAAAAAUAGCUACGGAAAGUAUGUAUAGGAGAAUUUUUUCAGAAGAAUUCAACAUAUCUUUUGUCAAGCCUAAGAAGGACUUGUGCGACAUUUGCUACGCCUAUGAUAUUUCGACAACUGAGGAAAAAGAAAAACUGGAAGAAGAAUAUUUUUUGCAUAGGGAAAACAGAACUAAAGCAAGGAAAAUAAAAGACUUAGACAAAAAGAAAGCUUUGGAAAACCCACACUUUUUAGCAGCUACUUUUGAUCUUCAAAAAGCACUUCCAGUUCCAAAAUCAGACGUUGCACUAGCCUAUUAUAAACUUAAACGACAAACUUACAACUUUUCAAUUUUUAAUCUGGGAACUGACGAUGGAACAUGCUACAUGUGGCAUGAAGUAACAACAGUGUGGCUCUCAUGA